Molecule: messenger RNA, 1593 nt
Organism: Prunus avium (sweet cherry)
Lineage: Eukaryota; Viridiplantae; Streptophyta; Magnoliopsida; Rosales; Rosaceae
Source: RefSeq, a predicted model, not a curated record
AUGCGUGCGGAAGACGUUGAGAAGCUUGUGAAUGACCGACUUCGAGACUUGAGGACUGGCGGGAACUUCGAAGAUGCACUACGCCAGGAGAUAGACCAGGCAAAUUCUACGCCUUUCACUGCCGAGAUUGAGCAGGCUGCUCCCCCGAAGCGAUUCUCGACGCCUUCGUUUACCCACUUCAAAGGGGACUCCGAUCCCGAAAGUCACCUAAAAUACUUCAAAAAUGUCAUGAUCCUUCACAAGACCGACGACGCAUUGAUGUGCAAGGCGUUUGUAAUGACCUUGCGAGGAGCAGCCCAAGACUGGUUCCACACUCUACCAUCCGGGUCAAUCAGCAGCUUCAAGGAGCUGGCUUACGUCUUCACCAAAGAAUACAUCUCUUACCGGAUGAUUAAGAAGAACCCGGACCAUCUGUUCAACCUACGCAAGAAGUCCGACGAAUCCCUUCGAGACUACAUCAAAAGAUUUAAAGCAGAAAAGGCCAACAUUGUGGGGUGUGACGACCGAAUCGCGUCCUCUGCUUUCAAGAAAGGCCUUCCAGUUGAACACGACUUAUACCGCGAGCUGACUAUCGCUCCCAGCCAAACUCUGGCAGAGGUCUUCGCGACCGCGGAACGCUAUGCGCUUUGGGAUGAUGAUCGAAUCGCCGCAAAGAAGUCUACUAAGCAGGAAGACCAGCCGUCUAAGAGGGCAGGCCAAAGGAGCGAAGGGUUUAGCAACAAAAACAAGGACAAACGCAGGUCACACCCACAAGGGGACGCUAUGGCAGGAGAGAACUACACAAAGUUCUCCAUCCCCAUACAUCAAAUCUUAGCCCAAGUGAAAGACAAACCGUGGGUAAAAAGACCACCACCCUUGAGAGGAGAUCCAGAUAAGAGGGAUGCCAGGAAAUACUGUGCCUUUCAUGGGACGAACGGGCACACUACAAACAACUGCUUUGCCUGGAAGACGCAUCUUGAAGAACUAGUGAGAGAAGGUCACUGCACGGAAUUCAUUGCAAAGCAGGCCAUCCAGCAAAUUGAAGACCGUGACACCGCCAAGGAACCACCUCAGAAAGUCAUAAGAAUUAACACAAUCCUGGCCGACUCUGAGGAGUCUGGAUUGACAAGCAAAGAAAAGAAAAGGAAAAUCAAACAGGCCACUAUGAUCUCCCAAAUCACGACCGACCUUCUACCAGCAGAAGACGGCCCUGUGAUCGGCUUCCAGAAGAAAGACCUGAUCGGUCUCGACAUGCCACAUAACGACGCCCUUGUUAUUAGCAUUCAAGUCGCUCAAGCCAUGGUCGACCGAAUCCAUGCAGACGAGGGCAGCGCAGCUAAUAUCUUGCAACUGGCAGUCAUUCAACAGAUGGGCUUGGAAGCAAAGAUCAACAAAAUAGCCAGAUCGUUGACUGGCUUUAAUGGUGCAACAACAGUUACCGUGGGCACAAUAGACCUUGACGUCCAUUCCCCACCUUGUCCAACUCAGCCGUUAGCUCAGCUCUCAUCCGAGAAGAACUGGGGGCCCAACAUCCGGUAUUCUACACUUCAAAAGCUCUCCUCAAUGCAGAGACUCGCUAUCCGAAAUUGGAAAAGCUCAUUUUGGCCCUUGUAG